Nicotiana attenuata is the source of this 2366-nucleotide messenger RNA. Its product is annotated as U-box domain-containing protein 15. Gene Ontology annotation, cellular component: cytoplasm; nucleus. Lineage: Eukaryota; Viridiplantae; Streptophyta; Magnoliopsida; Solanales; Solanaceae. Gene Ontology annotation, molecular function: ubiquitin-protein transferase activity; protein binding. The transcript is spliced from 4 exons. The record is from RefSeq and is a predicted model, not a curated record. Gene Ontology annotation, biological process: protein ubiquitination; cell surface receptor signaling pathway. Bases 194 to 2143 code for a protein of 649 amino acids.
UUUCCAGAGACAGAACAUUGACUGAAAAAGAGAAAAUCAAAGCCUGAAAAUUCAACCGAAAUUAAUUAAGGGUUUUGUUUUUUCUCUCCCCAAUUAUAUCCUCCAAAAAAACAACCUUUAUUGAAGCCAAAAUCAUAGCUUUUUGAUCUGGAUUCUAGGGCUUGUUUAUUUGGAGGUUUAAUUUAAUUUACAAAUGGUAACUGCUGGGGAAAAGGACAUUGAAAAUCAAGGUUUUAUAAUGGAGGAAGAAAAUGGAUCAAGUUGUCAAACAAGUCCACAAGAUAAAAGAGAAUUGGUUUAUGAAUUAAUGGGUAUAAUUCAAACUGUAAGUUCUUAUGCUGAGUAUAGGAGGACACAAAGAAAAGAAAGUCGUAAUCUUGUUCGAAGGAUGAAGCUUUUAUUACCUCUUUUGGAAGAAAUUAGAGAUUUUGAAGAUCAAAUUCCUGAAUCGGGUAUUGAAUGUUUGGUAAAGAUGAAGAAGGCAUUUCAUUCUGCUAAGAAAUUGUUAAAAUCUUGUCAUGGCGGUAGCAAACUUUACCUGGCUUUGGAAAGCGAGGCUGUAAUGCGGAGAUUUCAUUCUGUGUAUGAAAAAUUAAGUCAUGCUUUGGAUGGUAUGCCUUAUGAAGAACUUGGAAUUUCAGAUGAAGAGAAGGAACAGGUGGAGUUGAUGCUCGUUCAAUUCAAACGAGCUAGGAAACGAAUCGAUACUCAAGAUAUGGAACUUGCAAUGGAUCUAAUGGUAUCAUUAUCCACAGAGAAUGACAGAAAUGCAGAUAGUGCUAGCAUAGAGAGGCUCGCGAACAAGCUGGAAUUGCAUACUGUUGAGGACCUAAUGGCUGAAACAAUAUCAAUAAGAAAAGUGAUUAAAGAAAGACGAGCACAGAAUGCUGAGAGCACCCAACAAAUCAUAGAUCUUUUAAACAAAUUGAAAAGGUUAGCAGGGAUGGAAGAAACUGGUAUUUUUGACGAACCUGUUAUUCCCAAAGCUCUUGAGAAAUCCACUUCUUUGGCGAUCCCCAAUGAAUUCCUCUGUCCGAUCACGUUACAGAUUAUGACAGACCCGGUUAUUGUUUCAACUGGACAGACGUAUGAAAGAGAGAGCAUACAGCAUUGGUUGGAUACUAAUCAUCGUACAUGUCCGAAAACGGGGGAAACUUUGACACACUUGUCAUUGGCUCCAAACUUUGCUCUAAAGAAUUUAAUAGAGGAAUGGUGUUUGAAGAACAACUUUCAACUUCCAACAAAGCAGGCUUCUACAAACCCCGAAAGUCCUUCUGCUGGAAGUGAUGAAAAACUAUUGUCGUUGAUUGAAGACUUAUCCUCGUGCCAUUUAGAAGUGCAGCGAAAGGCUGUGACAAAGAUUCGGAUGCUUUCAAAAGAAAAUCCGGAGAAAAGAACUUUCAUUGCUAAUAGCAGAGGAAUUCCACCAAUCGUGCAUCUACUGUCCUAUCCUGAUUCCAAAAUCCAGGAGCAUGCUGUGACCGCUCUUUUAAACUUGUCAAUCGACGAAUCAAACAAGAAACUUAUAUCCAAAGAAGACGCCAUUCCAGCAAUAAUUGAGGUGUUGCAAAAUGGAAGCGUUGGUGCUAAAGAGAACUCUGCAGCAGCAUUGUUUAGUUUAUCAAUGCUUGAUGAAAAUAAAGUAGCUAUAGGUUCGUUAAAUGGUAUCCCGCCAUUGAUUGAUCUAUUGAAAAAUGGGACAAUUAGAGGGAAGAAGGAUGCUAUAACUGCACUCUUCAAUCUAUGUUUCAACCACACAAACAAAAGUAUAGCGAUCCAAGCCGGGAUUGUAGCACCAUUACUUCAACUACUAGAGGAAAAGCAUUUAGACAUGGUUGAUGAGACUCUAUCCAUAUUGUUAGUUCUCGCGACACAUCCAGAAGGUAGACAGGAAAUUGGAAAGCUUUCGUUCAUCGAAACUCUUGUAAAUUUGAUUAGAGAUGGUACUCCAAAGAACAAAGAAUGUUCAGCAGCUGUGCUUCUUGAGUUAAGUACACACAAUUCAAAUCUUAUGCUUGCUGCUCUACAAUAUGGAGUGUAUGAGCAUUUAGUAGAGAUAGGGAAAGAGGGAACUGACCGUGGACAAAGGAAAGCAAAAUCAAUACUACAGCUUAUGACUAAAACUGAGCAGAUUCCAUACUGACAUUGCAAAGUCAAAAAAUGUAUAUCCUUGUAAAAUUUCAAUCUUUUUGUUUUCCUCUUUUUUAUUUCUUGUGAGUCAAACAGUCGAGAUUGUGUAUAUAGUACAGUCGUGGAGCCAGGAUUUUUGACAAGGGGAUUCAAAAAUAUCCGAAAAUGCCACACUUGGUUUUCAACCUGUAUUCUCUUGUAUAUUUUGUUUAUGUAUAAAAAUGUUUUUGCUUAUG